Molecule: messenger RNA, 4668 nt
Organism: Zychaea mexicana
Lineage: Eukaryota; Fungi; Mucoromycota; Mucoromycetes; Mucorales; Lichtheimiaceae
Product: PLU-1-like protein-domain-containing protein
Exons: 7
Coding region: 1-4668 (1555 amino acids)
Biological process (GO): chromatin remodeling
Cellular component (GO): nucleus
Molecular function (GO): histone demethylase activity; DNA binding
Source: RefSeq, a predicted model, not a curated record
AUGAAGUCCAUCAGCAGCAACAACCACCACCAGCACGAUAUUCUUUAUAAUACCAAGACAGCACCACCAGCUGCUGCCACUAGAAAUGCAGCAGCAGCAGCAGCACAAGCAACAGCACAAACACUAAAAGCACCAACCACGGGUGCUGCUGCUGCUGCUGCUGCUGCCAAUAGUGAUCAUCGCAAAGGCAUUGCGCUUGAUCUCAAGACUGUCAAAACCACGUCCGAAGAACCCGAACGCACUCGCUCACGUAUCUUUGGACUUCAGGAAGCCCCUACCUACUAUCCCUCAGAAGAAGAGUUCAAAGAACCCAUCAAAUACAUCCAGCAGAUAAGACCAGAGGCUGAAAAAUUUGGCAUCGUCAAGAUUGUUCCGCCAAAGAGCUACAAUCCAGCCUUUAGUUUGAAUACAGAGGCAAGUGGUCUUGAACAUACAUACCGUCUCUCUCUCUCUCUCUCCCCUCAUUUCGCAAUGCUGUUUGCGAUUAGCCUAACUCGCAUUCAGAAGCUCAACAGUAUGGAAGGCGAAACAAGGGCCAAUGUGAAUUAUCUGGAACAGCUCUACAAGUUUCAUCGACUCCAUGGCCAUCCGGUGAACAAAGUGCCUCAGCUGGACAAGCGACCCAUUGACCUCUUUAAACUGAAAAAGGAGGUUGCCCAGCGGGGAGGCUACCACAUUGUUACCCAGCAGAAGAAAUGGGCAGAGAUCGGACGUAUCCUUGGAUACACGCGCAAACAAUGCACGUCCAUGUCCAAUGCACUCAAGUCGGCUUACAACAAGGUGAUCUUGCCCUAUGAGGUGUGGCUUGCCCAGCACAAGCAAGACAGCGGCAAGCAGCCAUCAUCCUCUAGCGUUGGUAUGCGACGACAACCGUCUGAUCAAGAAGAAGCAUCCGCUUCGUCUCCUAGCAAUGGCGGUCAAGCCUGUGAAAUUUGCAACAGUGGCGAGAACGAAGAGGAAAUCCUGCUUUGCGACGGAUGCGACCGUGGCUAUCAUAUGUACUGUCUGACGCCAGCGCUCAACGCCGUUCCGAAAUCAGAUUGGUACUGUUUCAAAUGUCUGACAGCCGCGGGCGGUGACUAUGGCUUUGAAGACGGCGAAGAGUACACGCUCCAGGCUUUCCAAAAGGUGUGUGACAAGUUCAAGAGCGAAUGGUUUGGCUCCAAGGGCCAGCACCCUACCUCCGAAGAAGACUGUGAGGAAGAGUUCUGGCGGCUUGUCGAAAAUCCCCAUGAAACUUGUGAAGUCGAGUACGGCGCAGAUCUUCAUAGCACUCAGCACGGCAGUGGAUUUGCGCCACUGGAAAGACGGCCGGAUGGUCGAUUUGUCAAUGAACCGUGGAACCUGAACAUGAUCCCGAUCCUGCCCCAGUCGCUGUUCACGCACAUCAAGACAGACAUCAGCGGCAUGAUGGUGCCUUGGCUGUACAUCGGCAUGUGCUUUUCGGCGUUUUGCUGGCACAAUGAGGACCACUACACCUAUUCCAUCAACUACAUGCAUUGGGGCGAGACAAAGACAUGGUACGGCGUACCUGGAAGCGACACUGCCCAGUUUGAAGAGACAAUGAAGGCCGCAGUGCCCGAAUUAUUCGAGCAACAGCCAGAUCUGUUGUUCCAACUCGUGACCAUGUUGAGCCCUGAGCGCCUGUUGAAAGAGAACGUCAAUGUUUAUGCAGUGGAUCAGCGUCCUGGCCAGUUUGUGGUCACUUUUCCGAAAGCAUAUCAUUCCGGUUUCAACCAUGGUUUUAAUUUCUGUGAGGCCGUCAACUUUGCCCCAAUGGAAUGGGUCGACUCCGGUCUGGAAUGUGCGAAACGCUAUCAGCAGUACCGCCGCCAACCAUGCUUCUCGCACGACGAAUUGUUGGUGACAGCCAUGCGUGAAGACCACUCUAUCGAAACUGCUAGCUGGCUCAAGGACGCGCUCGUAGACAUGCAGCAGCGAGAAAUGGCAUUGCGUAAUAAAUUAUUGAAAAAGUAUCCCAAGAUCCACACCAUCAUAGAAGACGUCGAAUUACCCGAAGACCAGCAGCAGUGCGUCUUUUGUAACGCGUAUGCGUACCUGUCGCAUAUUACUUGUGAAUGCACGAACAAAGUCUCAUGUCUUGAGCAUCUUACUGAUCUGUGCACGUGCGACCCGUCAAAGAAAACACUCUGCCUUCGCUUCUCGGAAGAUCAGCUGAACGAGAUGGUCCAAACAACUGCCAGUCGUGCAUGUGUUCCCUCCGCUUGGAGUGACAAAGUGCGGGAAACGUUGAGCACCCAAUCUGCACCCACAUUGAAAACCCUUCGACAAUUCGUGACCGAAGCCGAAAAAUUAUCUGUCCCGAACGAGGAAGCACGCUGGCUUCGCGAGUUUUUGACUCAGGUCACCCAUUGGUUGGAAGAGGCUAGCAAGUACAUUAUCCGUAAGCACCAGCAUCGACGCCGUGACAGCAGAGACCACAACAACAACAACAACAACAACACAAAACUCUACACCGGCGAAAAGUACAACCGUAUCAAGCAUCUUCUCGAACAAGUGUCAAAAAUGUCAUUUGACGCACCCGAGAUCGGCAUGCUUGAAGAUACGCUCAAGACCCUGACGGAUGCAAAGAAUACGGCAACGCAUGUACUCAACGACCCUUCUGCAUCGCUGAAAGAUUUCAAGGAGGCGUAUGAGUUUGGACACAAUCUUGGUGCUGAUUUCCCUGAGAUGCAGCAGCUAGAGUUGAACGUGAAACGGCGUGAAUGGAACGAACGUGCGCCUGCAGCGGUCAACAAUCCUGCGACAGAGUAUACUGAGUUAACAGAGCUGAUCGAACAAGCGAAGCAAUGUCAUGUGGCCGAGAACGAUCCCACGUAUCUCGCUUUGGUUGCCAAGGAAAAGCGCGGCAUGGAAUGGAUCCAGCAAGCCGAACCUUUGUUGAAAGCGUCCAAGACAACCAUCACCAUGGAAAGCAUUCAAGAUGUAAUGCAUGCUGCGCAUCAAAACGACGUUCCCCGCGUACCGCAUCUGUACAGCGCAGUACACGACCUUGCCACGCGAGCAACCGAUACUGUCAAAGAUGUCAAUCGGCUUUUGGAACGCGCCCGCACAGCACUGACACUAAGCGAACGACCCUCAGCAACGGAACUGCACCGUCUAUUGAAAUCAAUCCGCACGCUCCCUAUUCGUGUUGACGGUGCUGAAACAUUACAGGCUGAAGCCGCCAAGAUCGAUGCGUGGCUGGUGCAGGUCAAGAAAUCGUUCAACAUGACGUCGCGCACGCAACAAAAGAACUCCUUGGAGCCCCUGUUGGACGAUAUUCUAGAAAACGUCGAAACGAUCACUGACAACAAGGAAAAUGACGUGUACUGCCUAUGCCGCACGCCCGAAUCAGGUCUGAUGAUUGAAUGUGACUUGUGUCAUGAAUGGUACCAUGGUCCGUGCGUCAAAGUGUCACGUCGUGAAGCCAAGGCACAAACUUCAUAUGUGUGUCCCGUUUGCGACGGCAGCCAGACAAUUCCCCAUGCAUCCAAGGAACGUGCUCGAUUAGAAGAUGUGUUGCAAUUGCUUGAAGAAGCUGGGAAACUGUUGUUUGUGCCCAAGGCACAUGCCAUCUUGGCCGAUAUUGCCAGUCGCAUGCAGGCUUUCCGAAGCAAGGUUCAGGCAUUCUGUCGAUCCAAGACGCACCUAGGUAUAGAAGAUAUUGACAUGAUCAAGAAGCAUCUGCGUGAACUCGAAGGUCUUGAGAUUGUGUUGCAGGAUGAAACCGAGUUUUUGCGGCGCAAGGUACAAUCAUUAUCGCCCGUGUCACCUCAGUCGUCGUCGAUAUCGUCUUCUUCAUCAUCACCCGUGGUACAGCGUGUGCCAUCCUUGACAGCUGCAAGCUGGACAAAUGGCUCAACAACAACAACAACGACGACGACGACAUCUAUGGAAAUUGACACCCAGGAUCACGAUCGCACAGUACCGUCGGCGACCUCAUCACCAACAGCAGCAACAACAGUUGCAUCGCCGUCAUUAGCACGACCCUCACCUCAACCCGAUGCCGUGUAUUGCAUCUGUCGACAGCCAGCUACGAACUCUCAAAUGAUUGCUUGUGACACCUGUCAUGAUUGGUUCCAUCUCGGCUGUGUCAACUUGACAAGCUCUAUGCUACCCAACAUUGAUCGUUACGCAUGUCCAAACUGCAUUGCCAACAAACGAUCCAGUAAUGGCAGCAGCAACGGCAGUAGGCCUAUUAUUAAACUGACCGUCAAACCACCAGCGCCCCCAUCGCCAACCAAACAAAAGCGCAAGUUGACAGCUAUCACGAGUGGUAAUGCUGCAGCACCUUGUGAGAAUGGACGAUCACCAAAGCAACAAAAGCGAAGGUCUGUUAGCGUUGAUUUGCUGCCUCAACAGCAACAACAACAGCAGCAGCAACAACAACAAUUGCAACCACAGCCUCAGCCAUCACCAUCACCACAACCGCAGCAUCGUAAUCAUAACCAUCAUCCACACCAUCCCCAUCACCAUAGUCGCAAUCAUUACAACAACCUAUAUCAAUCGUCACCAGCACCAGCAUCGGCUGUACCGACCCCUAUAGCAGCUGCUGUUACACAAUCCUCAGUACCACAACCAUCCUCAACAGAGCAACAACAACAACAACAUGCUGCAUGGCUUGCUUCAAGCAUACCAUCAGCCUCUACGCUGGCCGAACAAUAA